GUUUCUAUUUCGAUUUCAAUUUGUAUUUUGUAAUUCGUACGAUUUGUACAAAACAGCCGAAUAAAUAGAAUAAAGAUUAUUAAUAAUUAAAAUCUACUGUAGUUCCGGAGUUAAUAAUAAUGGAAGUUGAAACAGAUGCAGCGCCAAAAGAAAUUCCAAAUAGUACCCCCGCACCAGAAAAUGUAACUGAAGAGAAGUCUCCAAUGCCUCAGCCUCAGGAGGCACCAAAGAAAAAGAAUGACAAGUCAAAAAGAGACGACAAGAAUUUGGACCAGUUUAUGAAAUCAUUGAACUCAAUACCUAAUCCUGAUGAGAAACUUUCCCAUGUAUGCAAGAAGUAUGUCCAAGCGACAGACGAUAAUAAGAAGUUGCAGUUCUAUAUAAAACAAUCGGACAAACGGUAUGCUCUGUUGUUGAAGGAGAAGGAGCAAUUGCAGCAUGAGUACAAUAAAACAGUGCUUGUUAAGUCCAAGCUGGAGAACCUGUGUCGGGAAUUGCAGAAACAGAAUAAGUCUAUUAAGGAUGAAUCUCUGGCCAAGAUUCGUGAGGAGGAGGAACGGCGGAAGGAAACUCAGGCAAAGUUCCAAAACACGCUUACUGAGAUCACGGCCCUGCUGCAACAGAACAACGAGAAGAAUGCCAAGCUCCGAGAGGACAAUAUCACCAUCACUGAGAAGUUCAAGAGUGUGGUGCAGCAGUACCAGUUGAGGGAGCAACAGGUGGACAAAAUGGCGAAGCAGAUGAAUCUUGAAUCUCAAUUAUCAGACGCAAAGAUGCAGAAAGCGGCGCUAGAACAUCAAGCUGAUAGAGAGAGGUUGAAUGCUGAGAUGGAGCAGAUGAAAGUGACGUUAGCUCAGUACCGAGCGAAGAUCAUGGAGCAACAAACCAUGGAGACAUCCCUACGCAACCAACUGGCACUGUACACGGCCAAAUAUGAUGAGUUCCAGUCCGUGCUGUCCAAGAGUAACCAAGUGUUUGGUAAAUCCAAGGAACAGAUAGAUCAGAUGUCAAAGAAGAUCCUUAAACUGGAGAAAGAGUCGUUAUCAUGGAAGAAGCGAUGGGAGAGCUCACAGACCGCUCUGCUCGAGAUGUGUACGGAGAGACAGACGACUGGCCGGAGGCUGCUUAGUCUGCAAGGGCUGUGCAGAACAUUGCAGGCGGAGCGCUCGACGCUGUUGAGUACUCUUCGCGAGCACAACAUCGAGAGGCCGCCGCUACCGCCGCCGCAGCCUGUCGAGGAGAAGCCUGAAUCGAUGGCGGCGACGUGCGAGACCUUACACCAGAGCAUAACGCACUUACAGAACGAAAUUGACGCGUUCAAAAACCAGGCACAGAAAGAGGAGGAACCCAAGCAGAAACCCAAGAAGGCCAAGUCCAAAAAGAACAAGCCGGAGAGAGCACAGAAGGAGAGAAGCGUAGAACCCAAACCGAGCCAUCUAGAGAUCGCUCUAGGCGCAGCAGACCCAGAAAUCCCUGAGCUAGAAAAGAGUGAACCAGAGGAAAAAGUCGAUACGGAGACCCUCCAGAACAUUAUCCAAGCUAUCAGUAAGGCUAAUAUAAGUAUAGACUUAGAUGCGGGUAAGGAGAAUGCUAAACCGAAUGGUAAUGUUGUUAUAACGGAAAUAAAUGAUACUGAAGAGGACGUAGAAGCAACGAAGAAUACCACAGAAGUAUCAUCUGAAUCUCAGUCUACUGGUAAAGUAGAAGCUAAAGGCACAGAAAUUAAGUCUACAGAAGAAAUUAAUUCAGAAGCAAAGGAUAAUACAGCUGUAGAAAAUGAAACAGCAGUUGAAAAAGAAAUAGCAUCAGAAUCAUAAGCAUUUGUAAAUAGUUCUAAUAAAAAUGUGACAAUCAGUGAAACAAGACUUGUUUUCUAUUGUUUGAAUGUGACAAUAAACAGUAUUUUGUACGUA
Messenger RNA from Aricia agestis (brown argus), 1913 nucleotides. RefSeq names its product gamma-taxilin. The transcript is spliced from 7 exons. Gene Ontology annotation, molecular function: syntaxin binding. Bases 120 to 1817 code for a protein of 565 amino acids. Lineage: Eukaryota; Metazoa; Arthropoda; Insecta; Lepidoptera; Lycaenidae. The record is from RefSeq and is a predicted model, not a curated record.